Molecule: messenger RNA, 1903 nt
Organism: Anoplopoma fimbria (sablefish)
Lineage: Eukaryota; Metazoa; Chordata; Actinopteri; Perciformes; Anoplopomatidae
Gene: vamp4
Product: vesicle-associated membrane protein 4
Exons: 8
Coding region: 197-619 (140 amino acids)
Biological process (GO): vesicle-mediated transport; Golgi ribbon formation
Cellular component (GO): membrane
Source: RefSeq, a predicted model, not a curated record
AUCAGCUGACCUCUCUCUCUCUCUCUCUCUCUCUCUCUCUCUCUCAUGAUGACAGUCCCGUCUCUCCGUCCGGACCGCCAGCUGUGAACCCGGAUGAUCAACACCUGAGCCCGUCUGGUCUGUGCUCACCUGCUCACCGCACCUCGAGGGGAAACAUCAGAGGGAGCCAGAUCGGGAGGAGCAGCCUGAAGACACCAUGCCCCCCAAGUUUAAACGACACCUCAAUGACGACGAGGUCACGGGAUCCGUUCGCAGCGAGAGGAGGAACCUACUGGAGGAGGACUCUGAUGAGGAGGAAGACUUCUUUCUGCGAGGACCCACAGGACCCAGAUUUGGACCUCAGAAUGACAAAUUCAAGCAGGUGCAGUCGCAGGUGGACGAGGUGAUCGAUGUGAUGCAGGAGAACAUCUCCAAGGUGAUAGAGAGGGGCGAACGGCUCGACGACCUGCAGGACAAGUCAGAGAGCCUAUCGGACAACGCGUCCGCCUUCAGUAGCCGAGCCAAACAGCUGCACAGGAGGAUGUGGUGGAGAGACAUGAAGAUGAAGAUGAUUAUCGCCUUGGUAGUUGUUGCCCUCCUGCUCAUUAUCAUCAUUCCAGUCAUCCUGCGAUAUCGCUAGUGUCUGACGAGGAGGAUGAGGGAAGAAUUGUCCUCUUUCUCCAUCUCUUUCUCUCUCUCUUUCUUUCUCUUUCUCUCUCUUCUUUGCACACAGUCCUCCACUCCAGCUAGGGGGCGCCAGCCAGCCUCCCACACCCCUCCCUCAGUGUACCCCUCAAGGGAUAUGGCCUCAAUUUGCUUAUCAUUUGUAUUUUCAAAUAAUCUGCAGUGAGAUUAGCACUCAGGCUCAAGGUUUGAUCCCUGGUUUGAGAGUAAGAUACAGAAAGGUGAUGGGGGAGACUUGUGGAGAUAUUUUAAAGCAGUUUGGUAGAAACCGUUGACUCUCAGCCCCUCUAGUCAAAGUGAAGGAGUGCUCCAUGACACAUAUCACACAUAGGGAACCUCCUGCAUAUUGCAUUGCAUCGAUAGUUUACUGUAAAGGCAGAAGGAUCUAUCUCUUAGUUGAGCUGGUCUGAAUCUGCUGCCUCGCAUAAAGGGGUGCUUUUAACAUUCAGCGAAUGAACCUCAGAUGUCUACCCAUAAUUCCUUGUGUGAGAGCGUUUAUAGGGAACACAAGCACAUUUCACCGUUCGACACGAGAACAUCUGAGGCUCAUCUGCGCAGUCAAAGCGCGGCUUCUUUUUAAUCAUUCUGGCAAGGAAAGUUAUUCCACUUCAUCAGGUCUGUGUAUCAGUGCAGAUGAUCGAGAAAAAAAAAAAAAAAGGGAAUAUUGAAUAUUAUCCUAUUCCAUAAAUCACCGCUUUUCCAUUUCCAUCUGCCUCUUGAUAGCUUGUUAUACUGUACAGAAGGACCGCGUCAAACCGAAACAUCCAGGUCAUGAAUGUCUCCUCGGCCUUUUCUGCGAUCCAAGCCGCUCACCUUCCUCCCGGGGCUCAUCGAGCUCUGGGGCCCGCCUGGUCGCGGCCGUGCUGCUUUCCUGCUCGUGACAUUAAACUCUCACUCUGCAGAUGGUUCUGUUUGGUUUUAAAGCUUCUUCAUGUCUUUCAUUUCACCAUUUUCUUAUUUUUUGCCGAUGCUUGUAUGAAUGCUGUUACAUGACUUGUAGGCAGGGGGUAAUUUAAGAGAUGCAAGUUGAACGUUGCGCUGUGAAAUAAACUUAGGUGUCAUUGUGUCUGGAUUAAUUAACUGUAUAAUACAUUUAAAAACUCUACAUUGUCAUUUUAUUAUUUUUUGAUGUAAUUUAUUUUAGCUGUAAAUAUUGAUUCUGUAAUGAUGUACAAUACUCUUGGCAUUGCAUUGGAAGACUGUGAUAUACUGAUAUUGCUCUGGAAUAAAGUGAUUUUAA